AUGAAACUAUCAGUCUCAAAAAUAGAAAAUGCAAAGAAACUAUCAAAAUUAUGUUCAGUGUUAUCAAAGAUAUCAAAUGAAUUGAAUCUUAUAUUGACACCUGAUUUAUUAAAGAUUGUUGUAAAGACUGAUAUAAGUGAUGGAACAGAGGUUUGGUAUGAAUCACCUAUAGAAUUCUUUUUUGAUAAACGAGAGGUACAAAGUGUGUACAAUAACAUUAUUGGACUUCAAAUCAGUACGUCAGAGUUUAAACAAGUACUCAAUAGUAUACUGUCGAUGGGUGGACAAGAGACUAGUCUAAGACUACGAAGAGAUCAAAAGUUGGGUGUUAUUCUAAAGUUUGAUAUCAAGCAACAAGCUAGAACACAGGUAAUCACACAAGAUCUAUCGGUGACUGUACUCAACAAAACAACAUUGGAGGAAUUACAAGAACCAAUGUUUUCGGCACCUGUAUCUAUCAUGUUGCCACCACUCAAACAUUUGAUGGGUGUAAUGGAUAGACUUAAAAACAUAUCAGACGAUUUAGUGAUCGAAGCCAAUAAUAGUGGUCAUUUGAAAUUCACGGUAGAAACACAUUUUGGUAAAGUUACGACAAUGUAUCAUACUGCCAAUCCACCUACACCCAACAUGGAAGUAAAUGGAAAGGCAAUUGUAAAAGUAGAUAUUCGUAAAUUUGUUAAAGUCAUUGCCAGUCAUCAACUCGAUGCCGAUCAAGCAGUCAUGGUACUCAAAGAAGGUUAUAGUGUUGCUUUCUUUCUUGUAUUUAAAACCCAACGUGCUUCUCUUGCUUUUUAUUUACCAAUUAAACUUAAUAACUCUCUCCUUCAACCCCAACCCAGUACAAACAAGUUCCCUAAACAACCAAACAACCAACCAACCAACUCUCUUUCAACAAUGUCUACCAAGAAAUCAACCUCUUCAACUAAAAAGGCACCAGCUGCCAAAAAGACCCCUUCUCAUCCACCCUACUUUGAUAUGAUCAGUGCUGCGAUUGCUCAUUACAAGGAUCGUACUGGUUCGUCCAUCCACGCCAUCAAAAAGUACAUGGAAGAGAAUUACACGCUCGGUGACAACUGGGAGACCCACUUCAAGGUACAAUUAAAGCGUGCCAAGGAAGACGGCAAGCUCGUCCAAGUCAAGGCAUCUUACAAGCUACCACCAAAGACUGCCGCCGCACCAGCCACCAAGAAGCCCGCCGCCAAGAAGGGUGCCAAGAAAGCUGCCGCCGCCUCACCAGCCACCGAUGCCGCUGCCUCGACCGACUCGGAUGCUGAGAAGAAGGCUGCCACCAAGAAGGCUGCCGCUCCCAAGAAACCAGCCGCUCCAAAGAAGACUGCUCCAGCCAAGAAGGCCGCCCCUAAGAAACCAGCUGCCAAGAAGAACGCAAAGAAGGCUGCCAAAUAA
Cavenderia fasciculata is the source of this 1404-nucleotide messenger RNA. RefSeq names its product histone H1 (gene H1). Gene Ontology annotation, molecular function: structural constituent of chromatin; DNA binding. The record is from RefSeq and is a predicted model, not a curated record. Bases 1 to 1404 code for a protein of 467 amino acids. Gene Ontology annotation, biological process: telomere maintenance; nucleotide-excision repair; mitotic intra-S DNA damage checkpoint signaling. The transcript is spliced from 4 exons. Lineage: Eukaryota; Evosea; Eumycetozoa; Acytosteliales; Cavenderiaceae. Gene Ontology annotation, cellular component: checkpoint clamp complex; site of double-strand break; nucleosome.